AUGUAUUUUUGCUACAUCAUUAAUUUACAAAUAGAAAAAUUUUCAUUAUAAAAUUAAAACAAUUAACUUGGCGCAAUUAUUGGAACUAUUCCAAUUUGUGGUUCUUUAUAGAUUAUUGCUAAUUCUUUUUAUUAAGAUGGAGUUUUGAUGAAAUAAUUUACAUAAAAUAACUUUAGUUAAUUUGUAGUUGGAGUUUAUUAUUUGAAUAAUCUCUUGGAUGAAAAUUUGAUCCAACCCAUUUUGAUGCAAGGUUCAUUUAAUACUACAAACCCAAAUUAUGCAAUGAUUAUAAAUAAAAAAACAGUGAAUGGAUAAACAAAUAAUAUAUUUUUUAUUUUGAAAUAGAAUUUUAUUUUACUUAGAAAACAUUCUAAUUCCUAAACUGUAUCAAAAUGGAACUUCACUAUAUUUUUAUUACUAAUCGAUACAUAAUUACAAAAUAAGUAUUUGGAAUAUCACAUGUAUUUUAAAUAGCCACACGUAGUAUGA
Messenger RNA from Paramecium pentaurelia, 489 nucleotides. NCBI's taxonomy places the organism in Eukaryota, Ciliophora, Oligohymenophorea, Peniculida, Parameciidae. The record is from the annotation of a GenBank genome assembly.